Vitrella brassicaformis is the source of this 934-nucleotide messenger RNA. NCBI's taxonomy places the organism in Eukaryota, Vitrellaceae. The record is from the annotation of a GenBank genome assembly.
AUGGAGCAGGCCGUCCUCAACGACCUGUCCUACGGCCGCCACGGGAGCGGCGGAGCCGCCGACAAUCCCCAGACGGCCUACGUCGACCAGCUGUCGCCCCCCGGCCAGGCGCCUCCGUCUGUGGGGCAGUGGGCGCAGCGCUACCUCGACUACCCCGGGUGGCAGCCAGCGGACGACUACUGGAGCAUGGGAGCCACAGCGCUCUCCAUGCUCUCCCUGUCGUCCGGCUGCACCGCCCACGACCUCAAGCCGCCAUUCUUCGUCAUGAAGGCGAUGAUGGAGGAAUACCAGAGGCUCGGGGACGCGAGCGGCGACGAGUGGACACCCGGCAAGUGGCACAUUCGCGCCAUGCAGCUUGCCAGCAUCGUCGCCGACGCAUGCGACGUUGGGCCGCGGCAGAUGGAGGACGCCGACGCCUUCGGAGGGGGGCAAUGGGAGGGCCAGGAGGGAGAGCAAGAGCAAGAGGACGAGCCUGACUCGGGUGAGGAGGUUGGAGCGGGGCAAGGGGAGGGCCAGGGGGAGCAAGACGACGAGCCUGAGGAGUACAAGUGGGUCAAGUCUUCUGUCAACCGCAACCUCUCGCGGUACCACUGGGUCGAGGACGACGUCAGGGAGGCCGCCUUCGGCCCACUGCGUGCGGAGCAGCCAUCGGCCAGCCUGCAGCUCACCCCCGCCGAGAGGGCCGCCGUCGAGGCGCUCCACGGCAAGAAGGGCGACAGUUUCUCGCUCGAGAGUGCCGCCAAGGCCAUCCUGGCGGAGACCAUCGUGAGCGUCAGCCCGUACGAGCGUACGGUGGCGAUGGCGGAGCGGGCGGUGCGGAUGCUGGUGUUGCUGGUGGAGCUGUGGGCUGGCGUGGUGUAUCCCGUUCAUGAUGGCCUGCCGUGACUGACGAGUGUCUGGGCUGGAGGGGGUGCUGUGCGUGUGUGUGUGUGUG